Messenger RNA from Phoenix dactylifera (date palm), 1564 nucleotides. RefSeq names its product basic leucine zipper 61-like. Gene Ontology annotation, biological process: positive regulation of DNA-templated transcription. The record is from RefSeq and is a predicted model, not a curated record. Gene Ontology annotation, cellular component: nucleus. Gene Ontology annotation, molecular function: DNA-binding transcription factor activity; DNA binding. Lineage: Eukaryota; Viridiplantae; Streptophyta; Magnoliopsida; Arecales; Arecaceae.
UCUCCCCUUGCAUGUGAUCCUCCCCUCUCCCUCCCUCCGCCUCAUUGGCGGAAACGAAAGCAUCCAAUCCACCGCCGCCCACCACACCAACGAGAACAGAGGGGAUGUCAGAGAAACGGAACGAAGAUAGAAUGCCAAUCCUAGAGAGAUAUGGCAAUGUUGGUUUCCUACUCGAACUGCCGAUCUCCCACUUGCCUGGUACCGCUGUCUGGUUCCUUAAUUUCAAUCUAGAAUUGGUCCGUUGAUUUGCUCGGAUCAAGCUGUUUAAUUCCUGGACUACGGAAAAUGGCCCAGUUGCCUCCCAAGAUCCCUACUCUAUCCACCAACUGGCCCAAUUUUGGCUACCACAAGUCCCCCUCGAUGGGCACAUUCGUCGCGGCCGCCGCCGAGCCCUCCUGUGCGGACGAGUUCUUGGGCUUCUCCGCCGCCAAGCGCGGCGCCCACCGCAGGUCGGUGAGCGACUCGGUCACCUUCCUCGAGCCCCCGGCUGACGGCAGCAUCGACGAGAGCAGGGCCCAGGACUUCGACCGCCUGGAUGACGACCAGCUCCUGUCCAUAUUCUCGGAUGACGUGCCCCAUUUUUCGGUGGCACCGGUCUCGUCGUCGACCCCGUCGACACCUUCCGACCGCAACAGCAGCGAAGAGAAGACAGGGGAGGAGGCGCAGAGUGCGUGCAAGGUGGAGCCUCGGGCCACACCGGCAGCCGCGCCGCAGGCUGCAGGGCCGGAGCCAACUGCUGAUCCCCGGAGGGUCAAGAGGAUCUUGGCGAACAGGCAAUCGGCGCAGAGAUCCCGAGUUAGGAAGCUGCAGUACGUCUCCGAGCUCGAACGCAGUGUAGCAGCAUUGCAGACUGAGGUAUCGGCAUUGUCUCCCCAAGUCGUAUUCCUUGAUCACCAGCGCUCCCUCCUCACCGUGGGCAAUAGCCAUCUCAAGCAACGGAUUGCUGCCCUUGCUCAGGAUAAUAUCUUUAAGGACGCUCAUCAAGAGGCACUGAAAAAGGAGUUGGAGAGGCUGAGGCGAGUCUACCACCAGCAGAGCCUCCACAAGAUGAGCGCUCCCACCUCGGACCCCGCCAUUCCCGCUGACAACCGGCUCCUUGCUCCUUAGCACCGGCGGCGCCCACUCCGUGGCGCUUCCCCUUGGAAGCCCUCGUGGGCCGUAGGGCCCAGCCUUCCGAGGCAGAAGGCCCCAUUGGCGGACGACAAGCUGUUACUUAUUCCUGUUGGGGGUUGGGGUAAAUUUUUUUGACCUUUUUUUACCGAGUUUGGGGGGUUGUGAUGGUUGUGGGGAUGGUGGCGGUGAAAGCUGCAACCUGUGCAACUUUAUCGCAUUUAUUUUUUAUUUUUAAUUUAUUUUAGAAUGGGGGUCGAGGAGGGGGAGGGGAAGCACCGCGUUGGAGGGUUUGCCGGGAUUUAAUGUGUACCACCGAGGGGCAUCUCCCCUGGCUGCAAUGCAUUGAAUGGAGGCCAAGAAAACAGCUUGGAGCUCAUCUUGUUAAGAUUCAUUUUUGCUAUGCACCAUUAGUACAUACAUACGUGCUCGAAAGACCCUUACUCAGUCCAAA